Molecule: messenger RNA, 6225 nt
Organism: Sus scrofa (pig)
Lineage: Eukaryota; Metazoa; Chordata; Mammalia; Artiodactyla; Suidae
Gene: IQUB
Product: IQ motif and ubiquitin domain containing
Biological process (GO): flagellated sperm motility; cilium assembly
Cellular component (GO): acrosomal vesicle; motile cilium
Molecular function (GO): protein binding
Source: RefSeq, a predicted model, not a curated record
UCCCCUGCGCCAGCGCGGGCACCGCCUCUUCUCGCGGGAGCUGUGCCCUGGUGGGAGGGGUGCCAGGGCCGUUCCUAGGAUACGACGGAUAACAGAGAAUUCGGCAAGUGUGGACUCUGCUGUCUAGGAGCCUGAGAAACCGCUUCCACCAAAAAAACCCCUGCACUUAUUAGUCAGGAAAAUGUCUGAUCAGGAGAAAAAAUCUGAUGCUCAGAACGUUGUUGAUUCAUCAGAAGAAAUAAAGGAUACUUUGGGGACUAUCAGUAUUCCAGUUUCCUCAGAAGAACUUCCAGACUCAGAUCAAACUGAAGACAAUGAAUAUGAACUACAACCAUCUGGUUGGGACCAUGAAAGACCUGUUGAGGAUUCGAGUGACCAGAGCCUUUCAAGUCUGGAACUAAACGAUAUCAAGCAGCUCAUGGAAGACGUUAUGUCAACUGAAGAAGUGUCACAUUCUCCCAGAGACAGUGGAGAUUCUCUAACUAAAUCUGAUAAUGAAGAGCAGUCAGCCAAAAAAUAUUCAAAAGAUUCCCUGAGAUUUCUGGAAAAAGUGAAGGCUGUGAAGGAAUCUCUGAGAACAUCAACAAAAGACUCUUCAGCAACAGUAAAAGUUGUACUUCUUCCUGUGGGCCAGGAAAUUAUAAUGCCCUUUAAAAUCGACAUUGUUUUAAAAGAACUCAAGGAGCAUUUUUCAUCCCUGUUAGGUAUCCCACCUUAUAGCCUACAGAUAAGACGGGCAGGAAUGAUUCUUAAAAAUCAGGAGACAUUACUGCAACAUGGAGUUAAGCCCCAGGAUGUUGUACAAGUGGAAAUCUUCUCUUUACAUCCAGAUCUAUAUCCAAUCAGAAGAAUAGCUAGAUUAAGUGAUGUCUCUCAAAUCAUAACUGUCAGAGUACAAACUGGCAUUGAUGAGUAUCAGGAAGUGGCUGUUGAGAUGAUAAGAUCUGAAUUUCACAAACCGUUUCUUGGUGGAUUUAGACAUAAAAUAACAGGAAUAGAAUAUCACAAUGCUGGAACACAAACUGUACCUAAAAAGAGUCCUGAAAAACUGAAUGUAUUUUGUAGGGAUACCCAGACAGUUUUUCAGAGAAGGAAGCUCCAACAAACUACAAAUACAACAUCGACACAGAUGACUAAAAUUGGUGUGUAUAUAUCAAAUGUGACUGAUAAGCUGGUAACACCAGGAAAAUAUCUUUCAGCAGCAGAAUAUCAUGCUCGAAGAUUAGAGGCGGUAAUCGUGAUACAGACUCACUACAGACGAUGGCAUGCUAAAGUCAUGGUAGAGAAUUUGAGAAGACAGAAAAUGUUCAGGUUGAAGUGGGAAGCACAGGAAGAACUAAGGAAGAUAAAAGAAAAAGAAGAAUGGAUGAAACUGGAUUAUUACCGGAGGCAUAAUCCUCAAACAAAAGAAGAUUUUGAACUUCUUUAUAAUGCACUGGAAUUCUGGCGGCAAGAAGAACUCGCACGCAUUAACCAGUCUUUCACUGGAGCUGAAAGGAAAGCUGCUUUGUGUGAACUUCUGGAAAAAGAAACCCAGAUAAUUGCUUCCAUUGGGAGACAUAGAUACAUUGCUUAUACGGCAAACCGGGAAGCAUCAAUAGAAGCUUUUUUGGAUAAGUGUUCAGCCCCAAAGGUAUGGAGAACGUUUGAUGGCAAAAUAAUUGAGAUGGAUACACAGUUCACCAUAAGAGCCAGGGAGCUGCAAAACAUCUAUAAAUGCAUUAUGCUGAGAAAUAUCUCUCAAGAUGAGAGGCUGGAUGUACUUUUAACACUUAAACAUACUGUAAAGGAACAUGAAUGUAAACUGACUCAGGAGAUUCUAGAAUUGAUUGACAGGGAGGUUGACCUUAUGAUGAGAGGAGUCAAACAUGAAAACCUUGCAGGACUCAGAAAAAGGAUCGCGACACUCUUUUUUCAUUACAUCAAAACACCUCUGUUUAAUCCAGAAGUUGCAAGACACCUUAAGGUCCCUCAAGACCCACUGAAGUUUUACAAGAAGAUUUACUUUUGCCAUAGUUGCCAGUUGUAUUUGCCGUCUACAGAGUUUGCUGUAUCCUCCACCUCACACCGCAUUUACCGGUGCCGUCACUGCGUUAACCUUGACAAUGAGACUCGGAAACGAGAAUCGUUUUUGAAGCACAAAUGUUUACUUCAGAGGCUCUACAAUUCAGAAGCUGAAUAUGAAGAUGAUUCUAAAAUUGCUUUCCUGAUGCAGCUACAGGAUAUUCAGUACCUGACGGAGAAUAUCUGGGCAUCCCAGUCAGUGCUCAGUGCCUGGAAGGACCUCAAUGAUCUGGUCAUGGUCAGGUGGGAUAAGUCCUUGGAGUGGUCGCCCUGGAACUGCAUUCUUCUUACCAAAGACGAAGGCGCUACUCAUCUCAAGCUAAAAAGUAUUGAAGAGGGAUAUGAACCCUUGUUUAUUCACAAGAUCAAACACAAACACUUCCUGGCUAAGAACUAUUUUUCUCAAAUUCCACUAUUGGCUUCAUUUUUACUUGAUGAUGGUGAAGUAGAUGAGAUCAGAAAGAAACACCUGUCAGAGCCAACAUCUAAAAUUAUAGAAAUUCAGAGGCCUAGUCCUUAGAAGAUCCAGGACUGUUUGAUGAUCAGCAUUUUUGUCCACUGCUAGUAGAGUAAUACAGAGGUCACACAAUAUGGAAGGAGAAUUUUAUCUUUUUGUUGAUUUUAAUUGUUUUUCAUAGUGUCAUAAAUUGUAUGAAGAAAAAAUAUCCCUAUGUAAAUGCUUCAUUGUUAGACAGUUAGUGUUAAAUUUUAAUAUGAUUUAGUUACUGAAAUUAAUAUUUUAAAGUAAAAAAACAUUUUAUCUUUACAUAUUUCCACAUUAAAAUGUCUUAAAAUUUCAAGUACACAUAUUAUAGUUCAAUUCAACAUGUAGGAGUUCCCGUCAUGGCUCAGUGGUUAAUGAAUCCGACUAGGAACCGUGAGGUUGCAGGUUUGAUCCCUGGCCUCACUCAGUGGGUUAAGGUUCCAGUGUUGCCAUGAUCUGUGGUGUAGGUCACAAACGCGGUUCAGAUCCCGCAUUGCUAUGGCUCUGGUGUAAGCUAGUGCCUACAGCUCUGAUUAGACCCCUCGCCUGGGAACCUCCAUAUGCAGCGGGUGCAGCCCUAGGGGGAAAAAAAAAAAAUCAAAUGCAAGCAAAAGCUAGGCCUAACUUUCAACUCAAGAAAUUUAUUUUAGAUAAAAUGUAGUUACAGGACAAUAGUCGGUAUAUGGAUGAGAGGAAACAUUAUAGAUAGAUAAAUAGGGAAUUCUCCUAAUUCCAAUCAGCAGUUAAUGAAGUUGUUCUCUCAAGUUUAGUGAUCAAAGAAUCAAGGAAUUCCAUCUAAAUAUUAAUCUUUUUGUUCUAAAUAUUUACCAACAUUUUAGCAACAUAUUUUCUAGUAUAUAAUUUUUUACUUAUCAAAUGUAAAAAUGGUCAUAUUUUUAAGGAACUAAACAUCAAAAAGGGAAGUGCUAUAAAGCCAUUAUUAUUCUCAAGUUUUCAUGGGCAGUUUAGAUGUUCUGGGAACUUUCUAGGCAAUAAAUUCAGACAGGAUUAGAUUGGGGACCAUUCUGAUCACUGAUAAAGAGGUAAAAAUUUAGCACAGACAAAAGUAGGUUUGCAGUGAGAUGUGAAUGACCAGGUUUUCACAAGACAGUCUGGAGAAUCCCAUGGCUCAGAGGAGGAGGAGCUGGGGAGGAGCAGAAAGGGCUGGGGUGGCAGGCAGGAAGGGGUAGUGGUCAGAUAGGGGCAAACAAAGCCCUUUGAGAAUCCCCCUGUUGCCCUAGGGCAAUAGACUAGACAGCACUUGCUUACAGUAAUCGAAGACCUGUGGAGUACAACUGAGAGGGGUUGGCCAGCCAGAGCAGUUGAAUCAUAUAUGGAAAAGGGUAGCACUUUAUUUAGGGCUGGGAGAAUAACCACAAAGAGGGAAAAAAAACAUUUCAACUCCAGACAGACUUUCCUAAUAAAGCCAACCCUUCUGGUAAACCUUCCAUCCUGGGAACUACAGUUCUUGUUCUAUGCAGGUAUCCAAAAAUCUACAGCAGAAGGGGCUGGAGAUAGUGUCAGGCUAGAGAGCAGGCAGCAGGGGAAAAGCCAGAUUGUUACCUAUUAGAAUUCCAGCUCCAGGUUACUGGAAAGCAACUAGUUAGGAAGUUAAGCUCCUCUGCCUUCGAUGUGUCUGCAUUCCUCUAGUUUGUGACCUGAUGAAUAACCUCCCUUGGCCCACUAACAAGUGAAACGAUAGAAGGUAUUUCUUCUUUCUCCUUUAGGAAGACUAUAUUAUAUGGAUAGAGGCCUAAACAAUAGAACAGAACAAAAUUUUAUAUUGUGAUAUUGAAAAAACAAGCUGCUAAAGAAGUCACCAUAUACUUAAAAAUUCAAAAAUUGAAAAAAGAAUUCUUUUGAAAAAUGAAAACAAAUAUUCAUUUAACAAAUCUCUUAUGCUAAGGUCAUUUGAUGGUAUUUUUUGUCCUUUGGGAAAAAUUGCUUAUUAUAUAAAAGAAAUGAUUGUUGAGUUACAAAAAACAACACAUUGGUGGCAAAGAAGGGCAGAUUUGGUACUUGAAAGCUAAGCUGAAACAGGGAUCUGGUAAAUUAGCUCCCCCUAAAAUUAGGAGGAAAAGUCAAAGAAAUGAGGUAGAUGAUAAAAAAAUAAUAAGUUUAACCACUUUGCUUUGUCUAUUCUAGAAGUAACAUAAGCCUAGAAUGGAGUAGAAAAAGAGAGACAAUUAGCAAAGAGAGAUUUAAAGCUAAAUGCCUUAAGCUAAAAAGACAUGAAUCCUUAUCUGUAUAAAGUAUCUAACAAGUACUGGGAAAAUUAAUACAGAGACAUACAUAGACACAAGCUCAUGACGUUUCUGGAUUUCGUAAUUAGACAAGCAUUUAAAUUGGAGGGAAAAAGCCAAAAGAAAACAAAGUCAGCGACAGCAACAUAGAUUUCUCUUCCCCAACCCUGAAUGCCAGAAGACAAGGGAGGCACAUUUCUAUUGAAGAAUUUUGAAUUCUGGGGGUAAAAAUACGACCUAGGAAAUUUAUUUUCAGGAAAUUUGUUUAUUUGUAAAGACAACAGAAAGACAUUGCUAGGCAGAAAGCGUAUCAUCCACCUGUGUGUACCCAUCCUGUACUCCAGCUGAUCUUGACGCUGUGGAGGUAAGGUCUGGGCAUGGUAUUGUGUGUGAGGAAUGACAGUGAGCACCACAACUUCAAGAUCCUUUCUAAAUGAUCAUACUUGUAUGGUUAUGAAACAAUGUAGUGAACAAAAUUUUUUCCAAAUAAAAAUCUAUACUGCAAAAAAUAAUAAUCCGAAUUAACCAAAAAAAAAAAAAAAAAGCCGAGUGUUCUAACAAAAUAUCUGCUGUAGGUGGGCUCAGAGGGAGCAACAUGGUCCAUAUCUUCUUAAGGGGAGGAGAGGCAAUGGAUAUAUAGGUAGGAAAGUAGAUAUUCAAAUGUUUUGUUUAACAAUUUAAAGGCUACUCCUAGCUGAAUGAAAAUAGAAUUGUAAACUCCAUAUUUCUAGAGAGGAAAAGAGAACAACAAACUUAAGAAUUAUUGUUAAAUAAAAGGAUUUUUCUUUGUUUUUUAGGUUAAUAGGGAAUACAUAUGAGAAAAACAAGAUUAAAAAUAUCACAGUGCAUAAAUUUGAAUAGGUUGAAAUUCUAGUAAAGGAUAGUUAUUCUCAUAUAGUAUCAAAUGAGUGAACUCCACGCUGUGUACCAGAUGUGUGCCCCCAAUAAGAUGCCAUAAAAAGAUAUUGAGUAAAACUAUCCGUCAUUUAUGCAAACAGGCAACAAAAAAAUUGGUGGCAGUAUUAAUAUCAAGGAUGAAAUUGAGAAAAUAAGUAGCAGAGCAAAGAAAGUUACUUAUUUUGAUAAAUUACUAUUCACAAUAUUAAUUAAUAAUUAAUCUCUAUAUUACAUAAGAAAAUAGGUUUAAAACAAAACAUCAGUUGGGAAGCAAUUCUCAAUAGGCUUCUAAUGUUUCUAACCUGUACUUAGUUCUCCUUUUAUCAAGGAUAUUUGUAUAAAAGUAGUCUUGGAAGACACAGUGUUUACCAUUCCCUAUAAGAUUCAGAGUCUUUAGCCCAGCAUUCCUAGCCUGCAAAGCAGCUCACUGUGUACAUGUGUCAUCGGACUUUGUGUCACCCUGAGGGAAUUAGGGCAAAAUGCUGAUAUUCUGGCUGCUGCUGGUUCUGUGAACAAUAAAUUGUGCUUCAUCUCUGA